Corvus hawaiiensis (hawaiian crow) is the source of this 2846-nucleotide messenger RNA. It is a transcript of the gene ADGRG1, whose product is annotated as adhesion G protein-coupled receptor G1. Gene Ontology annotation, biological process: adenylate cyclase-activating G protein-coupled receptor signaling pathway; cell surface receptor signaling pathway. The record is from RefSeq and is a predicted model, not a curated record. Gene Ontology annotation, molecular function: G protein-coupled receptor activity; heparin binding. The transcript has 14 exons. Lineage: Eukaryota; Metazoa; Chordata; Aves; Passeriformes; Corvidae. Gene Ontology annotation, cellular component: membrane. Bases 298 to 2304 code for a protein of 668 amino acids.
GAUCGCGGGGGUCUUGGAGGGGUCGGUGCGGGGCACUCCGGUACCGCCCCGCUGAGUCACCGCCUCCGGGGGUACGGGACGGGGCGGGGCGCUGCUCCCGGGGCACCGCGCUGAGCGAGCCGGGCUGCGAGGUGUGGAGUGGUGCUGAGCCGAACCGUGCCGAGCCGUGCCAGCCCAGCCGAGCCGUCCCGUGCGGAGCCGGGCGGUGCCGGGCGGUGCCGGGCCGUGCCGAGCCCGCCCCGGGUCCAGGCUCUGCUGUCUCCUCGAAGGCCAAGCCAAAGUAGAGAGCUGCCCAGGAUGAAGGUUCUCUUCCUGCUCCUUCUCUCCCCUCUCCAAGGGGUGGGAGCCAAUGGCCACAGGGAAGAGGAUUUCCGCUUCUGCGGUGACCGAAACCAGACCCAGGAGAGCUCUGUCAUCUACGAGCACGACCGUGACUCCAUCAUCAUCAAGAACACGGCCCAGGCACUGAUAAUAAAAGCGCCCUUUUCGCCAAACAGGAGAAAAUCUUCCUACAAGUACAGCCUGCCCCCCCCCUUGGGCAGGUACCGCUUCUGCAUCUACUGGUUCGAGUCCAACAGGACCCUGUGGCUGGCAUAUGGGAAGCAAAGCAUCCUCCUGGGUGGGGACCCAUCCAGCAGCAUCCCCGGGGGACAGGAGAGUCAGAAGACUGAAAGAACCAGCGCGUACAUCUUCAAUGUGUCCUACAUCGAAAAGGGUGGGAAGAACACCUCCAUGGAUGCUAAAGUUGAAUACACCUUCCUUGCCUUUUCAGAGAGCAUGCCUGUCUGGGAGCAGGAUGUGGAGGAGCAGCUCACCUCCUUCAACAGCCUCCUUGCCCAGCCCCCAGCACCAGCCAUGGGAGCCACGGAGCAGCAGAGGCUCCGGCGCAAACUUGGGAAGCUGGAGAAGAUGCUGGCCAAGGUGGAGCUCGAAGGGCAGAAUCAGACCUUUGGGAACGCCACUGUGCACGCAACUGUCCUGAGGGUCCAGCCCAGUCGGGCUCCUCAGCACCUGACCUUUGCUUCCCAGAGAGAGGAGGGUGGAGAAGUCCAGGGAUUCACAGUGGACCUGCCAAGCAGCCUGUUCAUGAUGGUGAAGGAGAGGGAGGAGGUGGUGGAGCACAGAGUGCUCCUCAUGGACAUUAACAGGCAGACCAUGUUCCAGGAUGAAAACAGCAGCCAUGUCCUGGGUAACAAGGUAGUCAGCAUCUCCCUGGUGGACACAGUUGUGGCCAACCUCUCUGACCCGGUGGUCCUCACUUUCUUCCAUGACGAGCUGCCGACGAACGUCAUCCCACUGUGCGUCUUCUGGCAGGAGGACGCCUCUGCCAGUUCUGGGAGCUGGGACAGCUAUGGGUGUACAACAGUGGCAGGGAGCAGCCAGACAGAGUGCAAGUGCAACCACCUCACCUACUUUGCUGUGCUCUUGGUAUCCUCUCCAGACAUCACCCCCCUGCACAGGAAUUACCUGAGUAUCAUAACCUACGUUGGCUGCCUGAUCUCGGCUUUGGCAUCCAUUUGCACCAUUUUCUUCCUCUACUUCAGAAGCAAGCAACGAGACCAGAUCACGAGCAUGUACAUCCACAUGAACCUGCUGGUCGCAAUCUUCGUCCUGGACGUCACCUUCCUCAUCUCUGAGCACUUGGCUGGCAGCGGCAGCGAGGCCGUCUGCAGAGUCGGGGGGCUGCUUCUGCACUUCGCACUCCUGAGCUGCCUCACCUGGAUGGGCAUUGAGGGCUACAACCUCUACCGGCUUGUGAUUGAAGUCUUCAACGCCUACCAUGACCACUUCCUCCGCAAGCUCUGCCUGGUGGGCUGGGGAUUCCCCAUCUGCUGUGUGAUGUUGAUCUUCCUGGCUAGCUGGACGAACUACGGCUCCUUCUCCAUUCCCAUCUAUGAAUCCAUUGAUGGCAGAUCCAUCAACGCAACCAUAUGCUGGAUCACGAGCCCCCUGAUCCAUAACAUCGUGAACCUGGGUUUCUUCAGCCUGGUGUUCCUCUUUAACUUGGUCAUGCUGGGGGCCAUGGUCCGGGAGAUCCUCCGGCAAAACAAAAAAGGUCACAAGCUCAAGCACGUCCUGGCCCUCUUUGGGCUGAGCAUCCUGCUGGGCAUCCCCUGGGCACUGAUCUUCUUCUCCUUCACCUCUGGUGUGUUCUGCCUUGUCUCCCUCUAUAUCUUCACCAUCAUCAACUCCCUCCAAGGUUUCCUCAUCUUCCUCUGGUACUGGACCAUGGUGCUGCAGGCGAGGAAGUCUACAGAGCAGAGCAGCUCUGACAGUGCCAAGCUGCAGCCCAGCAGCAGCUGAGCCCCAUGGUGGCUGUGCCGUGCCAGAGCUCCCCACGCCAAGGACGGCCACAAGAAGGACCACACCAUCUGCUUUGCUACUGCUCUUGCCCCGUAGGGCUGCAAGGAGCCCAGGGACCCACAGUGGGGCUGGCCACCCCUCACCGCUGCUGGCCCUCUCCCCAAUUUCCCCACCCACUCCAUUCUGACAGGCUUGGCAUCCUUGGGGCAGGAGGGAGGGAGGGAGGGAGGGAUGCUUACCCAGGCAGUGGGGGCUGUAAAAAGUGGAAGGGAGAGGGUCCCCAGUGCCUUUGGAUGUCCCCUCCCAUGUCCUGAGGCCAGGGAUGAUGAGUGGGAAAGGCCCAGUUUUCAGCCCCUGCUGGUGGUCACCAUGAGGGUUCUUGCCCAGGGAAGAUAGAAGGACUCUGCCCCCACUACACCCUCAGGCAGCUGGAAUAAUCUAUUUUUGUUAUUUUGUUGAAUGUCUAUUUUUGGGUGAUGUAGGAGUUCAGUGAGCGUGCCUGCACACCAGAGUUGUGCCCAUUAAAGUUGUUCCUCUUGGAA